This is a messenger RNA of Phyllostomus discolor (pale spear-nosed bat), 4503 nucleotides long. RefSeq names its product IQ motif and ubiquitin domain containing (gene IQUB). Gene Ontology annotation, cellular component: motile cilium; acrosomal vesicle. The transcript is spliced from 13 exons. The coding region runs from base 187 to 2574 and encodes 795 amino acids. Lineage: Eukaryota; Metazoa; Chordata; Mammalia; Chiroptera; Phyllostomidae. Gene Ontology annotation, biological process: cilium assembly. The record is from RefSeq and is a predicted model, not a curated record. Gene Ontology annotation, molecular function: protein binding.
GCCCCUCGCUUGCCAUCUUUUCCAGCGCGAGAUCUUCAUCCUUCGGGAGCUGGGCGCAGGCGAGAGGAGGUGGUGCCAGGGUUGUUGCUAGGUUACCGCGGGCAACAGAAUCGGGCUUCAGUUGCGCCUAUAAGGAUACUGAGGAACCACCUGGACCCGAGUAGCCAAGUAUCUUAGUUCAGGAAGAUGUCUAAACAGGAAGAAGAAUUUGAUGCUCAGGAUGCUCUUAAUGCAGCAGAAGAAAGUGACAACGCUUACGAGGCUAUCAAUAUUCCAGUUACGUCAGAAGACCUUCAGGAGUCAGAAGACAAUGAAUUAGAACCAGAGCCAUCUGGUGGUGGCCGGGUUAAGGAGCAGAGUGACCAGAGUUCUGCAAGCCUGCCAUCAAACGACGAAGAACAGCUCAUGGAAGAGGUUAUGUCUCCCGAACAGGUUUCACAGUCUCUAAGACAUUAUAAAGAGCCCUAUUUAACAGUCUAUGAUAAUGCAACACAGUCAGCCAAGGAGCAUUCAAAUGAUUAUGUGGCAUUUCUAGAAAAAAUGAAGGCUGUGAAGGAAACUCUAAAAACACCAAUGAUAGAUUCUUCAGCAACAGUAAAAAUUGUUCUUCUUCCUGUGGGCCAGGAAAUUAUAAUAUCUUUUAAUAUUGACAGCACUUUAAAAUACCUCAGGGAUCACUUUUCAUACUUACUAAAUGUGCCAUCUGAUGUACUGCAGCUAAGAUAUGCAGGAAAGAUUCUUAAAAAUAAUGAGACUCUACUACAACAUGGAGUUAAGACACAGGAUAUUGCACAAGUGGAAAUCUUUUCUACACUUCCAGAUGUAUAUCCAGUCAAAAGAAUAAAUAGGUCAGAUGAUGCCUCUCAAGUGAUAAUUGUCAGAGUACAAACUGGCACUAAUCGGUACCAGCAGGUAGCUGUUGAGAUUGUAAAAUCUGACUUUCACAAGCCAUUUCUUGGUGGAUUCAGACAUAAAAUAACAGGAAUAGAAUAUCACAAUGCUGGAACACAAACUGUACCUAAAAAGAUUCCUGAAAAACACAAUGUAUUUUGUAGGGAUACCCAGACAGUCUUUCAGAGAAGAAAGCUCCAACAAACUGUAAAUACAACAUCCACACAGAUGACUAAAAUUGGUGUAUAUGUAUCAAAUGUAACUGAUAAACUGGUAACUCCAGGAAGGUAUUUUUCAGCAGCAGAAUACCAUGCUCAGAGAUUAGCAGCGGUGAUAGUGUUACAGACUUACUAUAGACAAUGGCAUGCAAAAAACGUGGUAAAGAAUUUAAGAAGACAAAAAAUGUUAAGGUUAAAAUGGGAAGAACAGGAAGAACAAAGAAAGAUAGAAGAAAAAGAAGAAUGGAAGGCACUGGACUAUUACCGGAGGCAUAAUCCUCAAACAAAAGAAGAUUUUGAACUUUUGUAUAAUGCACUAGAAUUCUGGCGACAAGAAGAAGUGGCACGAAUUAACCAAUCUCUCACUGGAGCAGAAAGGAAAGCUGCUUUGUGUGAACUUCUGGAAAAAGAGAGCCAAAUUAUUGCUUCCAUUGGGAGACAUAGAUACAUUGCUUCUAAAGCAAACCAGGAGGCAAUGAUACAAGCUUUUUUGAAUAAGUGUUCAGCUCCAAAGAAAUGGAGAAGAUCAGACAGCAAAGUAAUUGAGAUGGAUACACAGUUCACUAUCAGAGCCAGAGAGCUACAAAACAUCUAUAAAUGCAUUAUUCUAAAAAAUCUCUCUCAAGAUGAGAGGCUGGAUGUACUGUUAACACUUAAACAUACUGUGAAGGAACAUGAAUGUAAACUGACCCAGGAAAUUCUAGAAUUGAUUGACAGAGAGGUUGACCUUAUGAUGAGAGGCGUCAAACAAGAAAACCUUGAGGGACUCAGAAAAAGAAUUGCAACUCUGUUUUUUCAUUACAUCAAAACUCCUCUGUUUAAUCCAGAAAUUUCAAGACACCUUAAGGUCCCUCAAGACCCACUGAAGUUUUAUAAGAAGAUUUACUAUUGCCAUAGUUGCCAGCUCUAUUUGCCUUCUACAGAGUUUGCUAUAUCAUCCACCUCACACCGCAUAAACAGGUGUCGUAAGUGCAUUAGCCUUGACAAUGAGUCUCAACAACGAGAAUCAUUCUUGAAGUACAAAUGUUUACUUCAGCGGCUCUACUCUUCAGAAGCUGAGUAUGAAGAUGAUUCUAAAAUUGCUUUCCUGAUGCAGCUGCAAGAUAUUCAGUACCUGAUUGAGAACAUCUGGGUGUCCCAGUCAGCACUCAGUGCCUGGAAUGACCUCAAUGACCUGGUCAUGGUCAGGUGGGACAAGUCCGUCGAGUGGUCCCCCUGGAACUGCAUUCUUCUCACCAAGGAUGAAGGUGUUGCUCAUCUCAAGCUAACAAGUAUUGAAGAGGGAUACAGACCCUCGUUUAUUCACAAGAUCAAGCACAAACAUUUCCUGGCUAAGAACUAUUUUUCUCAAAUCCCAGUCCUGGCUUCCUUUUUACUUGAGGAUCCUGAAGUAGAAGAGAUCAGAAAGAAACAUCACCCAGAAACAACAGUCAGGGUCAUAGAAUCCCCGAAGCCUGCUCCUUAGAAGACCCAGGAGUAUUGGUUUGAUGAUCAGUGUUUUUGUCCACUGCUAAUCGAAUAAUACGGAGGUCACACAAUAUAGAAAUAGAAUUUUUCAAGUUGAUUUUAAUUGAUUUUAGUAGUAUCAUAAGCUAUAUAAAGAGAAAACAUCUCUAUAUAAAUGCUUUAUUGUGGAACAAUUAAUGUUAAAUUGAAAUAUGAUUUUGCUACUAAAAUCAAUACUUUGAAGAGAACAUUUGACAUAUUUUCACAUUAAAAUUUUAAAAAUUUUCAGGUACAUUAUAGUUAAAAUUAAUAGAGUUAGUUAAUUCUAGGGUUAAUGUUCAACCCAAGAAUUUAUUUUAGAUAAUAUGUAGUUACAGAAGGACAGUCAGUGUAUAGGUGGGUGGGAGGAAGCAUUCUAGAAUUACCCUUUCUGUAAACCUUUACAGGUAACAUGAAAGACACUAUGUUUUAGUGUAGGGAUUUGAAUUUUCACUUUUUAUCUUCCACUUUCACCGUCCAUCCAUCUCUAAAUCUCAAGAAAACAGCCGAAACGAUUUAUAAACAAACAAGCAAAAGCUACAUUCCAUGCUGGAAAACAGGGUAAAGAGAUGAACUAUCUUUUAUUCUAUGGGAGAAAAACCCCUAGUGGGCCAAUAAUGAAAACUCUGUAGGAGGAAUAAACUUGAUUAAGGAACUAGAAUAAUCCCUUUCUCCAAUAAACGGAAAGAAUAACCUUGACCACAUGCAUGCCAAGGUCACUGUAGGUCUACAAUGAUGAACAAGGGUUUAUGAGUCAGUCUUAACAGGAGAUAGAUACACACUCAGCAUUUACAAAGGAACUGAUAAAGUGUGGGCAGUGUGUAGGGAAACUAUGGUGUAGUGCAGGAACCCAGGGCCGGUGUGAGAUGCAGUGUGUCUGCUCCUUGUCUGGAAUGAACCUGGGGAGGGAGAGUUCAGGAAACCCAGAAAGAGCAUGUGAAGAAGAUAACCGAGCAGACCAGAGACCAGCCCUAGGGUGACCUCAUGAACUAGAGAAAUAAAUACUCUGAUCUCACACCUCUCCCUUCUUCCAGUCUCCUCUUGAGUUUUCCAAUGAUGGAACCCCACCUCCUCCCAAAAGCAGAAGAAAUAGAAGUCUGCUGACAUAAUUUACAUAGCUUCAGGACAAAGAGCAGAGUGGAAAAUGGGGAGAGUGGAUCUGGAUGGCUAAGUAGAAGUUAUCAAGCUAGAGAGAAAAAAGGAAAUCUAAUUCAAGUAGCAAUAUUUCACACACUGCAACAUAAUUAUAUAAAUGUAUAUCUAAGGUUAACAGCAAGGAGGUACAUAUAAGAGAAAAACAAUAUUAAAAAUAUAUCACAGUGCAUAAUUUUAAACAGGUUAAAAUUCUCUAGUAAAGGAUAGUUAGCCUCAUCAUGUAUCAAAAAGGUGAGACAUGCUGUGUACCAGAUAUACACCCCAAAUAAAAUGACUUGUGAAGGUUAAAAAUUGCCACUCAUGCAGAUAGACAACAACAAACGGCGGCAAUAAUAUCAAGGAUGAAAUUGGGAAGAUGAAUCACACAGCAGAGGGUUAUUUAUCUUAGUAAAUUAUAAUUCACAAUAAAAAUGAAUAAUUAAUGUCUGUUAGAUACAAAAGUCAGCUGAGAAUUUUCCAUAGGCUUUGCAUGUUUCUGCAUGAAUUUUUGAGCUGAAGCAUUAUAUCUUGUGCGACUCACUUUCAAGGGUGUCUGUAAAGCAGUCUUGGAAGGCAUACUGUGUAUGGUUCACUAUGAAAGACUCAGAAUAGCUAAGCCCAGGACUCCUACCUGGUAAUGCAACUCACUGGGUGUGCAUGUGUCACCUGGACUUUGUGUCACCUGGACUUUGUGUCACCUGAAGGAAUUAGAACUAAAUGCUGAUAUUCUGUCUGCUGCUAUUUCUGUGAACAAUAAAUUGUGCUUUAUCUCUGA